UUCAUUCAACAGUACAAAAAUGUCGAGCAAACACUUUAAGAAAACUUCUGUAGCCUAUGAGGAGCAGCUGAAUCAACUCAUCUUACAGCUCAAGGCGCAGCAGCUGAGCAGCAAACCAAAGAAGCCGACGAUCGAUGAGCACUACAAGCGCUUGCACACCGACUACAAUACUGUCACCGGACGGAAACUGGACGGAAAAAGGGACGGCAACAAAUCCAUACUAAAGUUCUCGCCAUGUCGCCCCAGUCGACAGUGCGUAGAGGAUCAGGAAAAGCACAGCGAGAAGGAGAACUCCAAAGCUGUGAACGAAAAGCUGAAAAACUUUAAGUUUGAUUUUCCCGUGGCGAGUGAAAUAAAAAAGUGCGAGAUUAUUUCAGUAAAACUAGACUUCACGAAGGGACGCAGUCGAGAGAAGGUUGAAGUGGAAGCUUUCAAAAAGGAGGAAUCAAAGAAGCAAAAUAAACAUCCAGUGCCACAAUAUCAACUGGAUCAUAUGUACUUCGUGCUGGACACCAAUGUGCUCAUGGAUAGUCUACGGCUGCUGGAUGACGUCUCCAAGCUAACGCUGCGCGACACUGCGGGCAGCAUACUCUAUAUACCCUACAUGGUCAUCAAGGAACUGGACUCGCUCAAGUACAAGCAGAUGACGAGCUAUGCGGCCAGACGUGCCAUAAAUUACCUGAAUGACAAGUUCGACGAUCUCGAGCCCAUCGAGGCACAGUCGGCGCUCGAGGACGCCGAUCAGCUCAUCGAUGUAGACAGUGGAGACGACAGCAUACUCAACUGUUGCCUGCAGCUGAAGGAGCAGCUCGACCACAUGAUUUUGCUGACCAAUGACAAUAAUCUGCGACUCAAGGCUCUGGCCUCCUCCAUACGCGUCUCGACAUGCUACCAGCUGAUCAGCCACAGGAGCAACUGGUGGAGCCAGCCCAGGGAGCGGCGCACGCACAGGCGCCACAAAUACAGAGUUGGAUUUUAGGUUUUAGUUAGUUCUCAUUUCGUUUAUUCAGUUUUGUGUUUAUAUUUGUCUUAAAUUCAUUUGUUUCAAUUUUCGUGUGUUCUCUGUUAAAGCAACGCGAAAGGAAAUUCGGCAAGUGUGUGUCCUUUAAUUACAACGGCCAUUGGGUGAGCAAUAUCAAUGCAUAAAACCAUCUCAACUUUUGGCCGAAAUGACUGCAAGAGCAGCAGCAGCAGCAGCAGCAGCAGGAGGAGGCGGAGUAGGGGCUUACACACACAACAGCAGGACGAACAUAUCCCACUGACAAUAUAUCUACGACCAACUUUCGCUCGCUAACGAACUUUUUCUAUAAAUCAAAAUAAUAACUUCUAAGCUGUGUGUGUAGGGGGUUGAUGAGGAGAGGGGAGCGAUCGGGAGGUUGUUGGGGUUACAUGGCUUUUCCACAUGGCGCUCUACAUCGAGUCUACGCAUUGGGAACGUACACUUCCCGUUAUUUUCUGCAUUCUGGUGUCUUUUUGGGUUGUCAUCAACAAAUGYUGCAGCACGCAGAGAUGAAAGCAGCGAGGCUUGGCCGGAAAGGCGCAACCACAAAAGAUGGAAGCAGAGAGGAGAGCAGAGAGCAGAGGAGAGAAGAGCAGAACGACACUCACUUACGCAGAGCAUGCGAUAAAUUUAAUAAAUUACAAACCAAAUCCGCAAAUUUG
Molecule: messenger RNA, 1662 nt
Organism: Drosophila arizonae
Lineage: Eukaryota; Metazoa; Arthropoda; Insecta; Diptera; Drosophilidae
Cellular component (GO): nucleus
Source: RefSeq, a predicted model, not a curated record